Messenger RNA from Kazachstania africana CBS 2517, 690 nucleotides. RefSeq lists its product as uncharacterized. The transcript has a single exon. The record is from RefSeq and is a predicted model, not a curated record. Lineage: Eukaryota; Fungi; Ascomycota; Saccharomycetes; Saccharomycetales; Saccharomycetaceae. The coding region runs from base 1 to 690 and encodes 229 amino acids.
AUGGCAUCUGCUCUAGCUGCUGGUCUUCAAUUAUAUGCUGAAAACAAUGAAUGGGAGUGGUACAAAGGUUCAGCCGAAGUGGGAAAAAGAAAUGACAUUGUUAGUUUUGAUAUUCCUAAACUCAACAUGACCUUUUUUGGUGGCCAGCUUGUUACUUCUGACUACUACGACAUAAUCUCUAAAUAUCUCGGGGAACACACCGCUAAUGUCACUUUUCUGGCACAAGCACAAACUGGUUCUGGAAAUCAAAUCUCAAAGCGCGAGGAAGGUGAUUACUUCGUUACAUGGACAUUUGAUAGAGGCGAUUUCAAUACCACUGUAUAUGCUCGUCCCGAUAGUGUGGCAUCCGCAGCAGCAGCUUUAUCAGACCACAUAUCCAAUGCUACCACGUUCAAUAAGAGAGAUAAUGGAGAAUGGGUCUCGUUUAAUACUUACGGAUUCAAUGUUGUCGCUUCGAAUUUAUGGAUGCUUGAUGAAAGAGAACAGGUGGAUGAAUUUGGGCCAAUUCUUGGUGGUUGGAUAACCUCGCAAGUUCAAUCAUGUACGAACAGUCCAGAAUGCUAUGCAGUUGAAAGUAAGUUUUGUCUCGCAAUGGGAGCUAGUUCUACAGCUGGGGAUAAUUCAAUAAUUGUCGGAGAAGGAUAUGUUCAAGCUUACGGAGGCAUAGACAGCGAAUGUGACGGCUUGUAA